Messenger RNA from Scatophagus argus, 1635 nucleotides. Its product is annotated as phytanoyl-CoA hydroxylase-interacting protein-like. Gene Ontology annotation, molecular function: protein binding. NCBI's taxonomy places the organism in Eukaryota, Metazoa, Chordata, Actinopteri, Scatophagidae. Gene Ontology annotation, cellular component: cytoplasm. The record is from RefSeq and is a predicted model, not a curated record. The transcript is spliced from 6 exons. Bases 150 to 1265 code for a protein of 371 amino acids.
GAGAGAGUGGCAGAGCUGCAUUCAGUCAGAGGCAGCAGUCAGACUGAAGCUGAAUGAAAACCACCGGAGCUUCACAGCAGCAGAACUUCUGCUCAGCUGAUGAGUUUUGUUGUCCUGACGCUUCGUUUUGACUUCAGCUCGACGUGAACAUGAUGGAGGAGAGCAGCCCGAACAGUCCGAGUGUGGAGCUCGACAAUCUGCAGCUGUGUGACAGGGAAGGCACAGAAUCUGCAGACAGCGGCCUCGGGGAUGUGGACGACCUGCCGGUUCCUCAGCACAUCCGGAUCAGCAACGUCACCUGUGACUCGUUCAAGAUCAGCUGGAACAUGGACAGCAGAGGCAGAGACAGGAUCACACACUACUUCAUCGACCUCAACAAGAAGGAGAACAAGAACUCCAACAAGUUUAAACACAAGGACGUACCGACAAAGCUGGUGGCGAAGGCGGUUCCCCUGCCGAUGACUGUGAGAGGUCACUGGUUCCUGAGUCCUCGCACAGAGUACACCGUGGCCGUUCAGACUGCCGCCAAACAGCCAGACGGAGACUACGCCGUCUCCCUGUGGAGCGAGAUCAUUGAGUUCUGCACUGCAGAUUACUCCACCGUCCAUCUGAACCAGCUGCUGCAGAAGGCUGAGGCGAUCGCCGGCAGGAUGCUGCCGUUCACCGUCUUCUACAGAAACCAACAGCAGGAGUACUUCCAGCAGCCUGGCCCCUCUUACCGCUCCAGAGACACUCAGUGUUGCCGUAUGCUGCCAGCAGUUAAAGACGACAGCGGUAGCCAUGGGUCGCCAAUCAGUGGCAAACUGGAGGGGAUCUUCUUCAGCUGCAACACUGAGUUCAACACGGGAAACCCCCCGCAGGACUCCCCUUAUGGACCCUUCCGCUUCCAGAUCCAAGCACACCUCCUCUUCAAUCAGAACACCAACAUCUACUUCGCAGAUUUUUACUGUAUGUACACGUCCUACCACUAUGUCAUCCUGGUUCUGGCUCCUGACGGCUCAAAAGGUGACAUCUUCUGUAAGGGGAGGCUGCCGGCUCUGGACAGAGCCAACAACUGCUUCCUGAGCUGCACCGAAGAGGACCACGGCUCGCUGUCUUUCCGUCACGCUCAGGACGUCAUCCUGGAGGUGAUCUACACCGAGCCGGUAGAUCUCCCUUUAGGGACGGUGUCACGGAUCAGCGGGCACCAGCUCAUGAGUCAGUCCACAGUCAAUGCCAAGAAAGACCCCAGCUGCAAGAUCUGCAACAUCAGCGUGGGACGUUAACCCACCAAUAGCUGACAUGGAGGCCACAUCGCAGCUGAUGAGCUACUAAACAAUUAACACUUCAGUAACCCUUCAGCUGAUUCUGGUGUUGUAUACAUCGCUCCCAGAAUUCAUAGAACUGUGGUUACGUAUAUGACUGAGAGGAUAUGACAGAGCUGGAGUCAGCCGAGUGUGUGUGGUCAGUGCACAUGUGCACGCAGUGAGGUGAACUGAAAGGUGUGAACAGGUUAAACCUCUAACAUUAAUGUAAAGACGUUCCUAACUAAGUGUCAACAAAUGAAUGACCCAAUCAGUAUUUUCAUCCACUCAGUGUUGACACAGUUAGACUUCCUUUAAUGUAAUCAGUCAGAUGGGUCACCAUCUGGACUAA